Molecule: messenger RNA, 2959 nt
Organism: Micropterus salmoides (largemouth bass)
Lineage: Eukaryota; Metazoa; Chordata; Actinopteri; Centrarchiformes; Centrarchidae
Gene: pkma
Product: pyruvate kinase M1/2a
Exons: 11
Coding region: 172-1770 (532 amino acids)
Biological process (GO): glycolytic process
Cellular component (GO): cytoplasm
Molecular function (GO): magnesium ion binding; pyruvate kinase activity; potassium ion binding
Source: RefSeq, a predicted model, not a curated record
UUUCAUUUAUCUACAUUCUCUCGGAUGGAUAUGUCUGAGCAUCCCUAGAAAGUAGUUCCGCAGAGUAAGUGAGUAGGGAGAUCACCUUGAGUUAGUCUCAGUGUAACGACAGCAAGGCUUCACCGAUCCAAGCAGUUCACUAGCAAGACAAGGACUUCUCCAUUGAUCGCCAUGCCUCAUCCAAAGUCUGUAGACAUGGGCUCUGCCUUCAUCCAGACACAGCAGCUCAACGCUGCCAUGGCUGACACCUUCCUGGAACACAUGUGCCUGCUGGACAUUGACUCUGAGCCCACCACCGCACGCAACACUGGCAUCAUCUGCACCAUUGGGCCAGCCUCCCGUUCUGUGGAUAUGCUGAAGGAGAUGAUCAAGUCUGGAAUGAACAUUGCUCGCUUGAACUUCAGCCAUGGCACACAUGAGUACCAUGCAGAGACGAUCAAGAACGUGCGCGAGGCAUGUGAGAGCUUCGAGCCUGGCAGUAUCCAGUACAGGCCUAUCGGAAUUGCACUGGACACCAAGGGCCCAGAGAUCAGGACUGGCCUCAUCCAGGGAAGCGGCACUGCUGAGGCGGAGCUGAUUAAAGGCAACAUGAUCAAGAUUACCUUGGAUGAUACUUACCGGGACAACUGCAGUGAUGAGAUCCUCUGGCUCGACUACAAGAACAUUACCAAGGUGGUGGAAAUUGGCAGCAAGAUCUACAUUGACGAUGGACUCAUAUCCCUGCAGGUCAAGGAGAUUGGUUCUGAUUUCCUCAUGUGUGAGAUUGAGAACGGUGGCACCCUGGGCAGCAAGAAGGGAGUGAACCUCCCUGGUGCUGCUGUAGAUCUGCCUGCUGUUUCAGACAAGGACAUCGAGGACCUACAGUUUGGUGUGCAGCACGGAGUCGACAUGGUCUUUGCCUCUUUCAUCCGCAAAGCUGAAGACGUACAUGCUGUCAGAGCAGUGCUGGGAGAGAAAGGCAAAAACAUUAAGAUCAUCAGCAAGCUUGAGAACCACGAAGGUGUACGCAGAUUUGAUGAAAUCAUGGAAGCCAGCGAUGGCAUCAUGGUUGCCCGUGGUGACCUGGGAAUUGAGAUCCCCACAGAAAAGGUCUUCCUAGCCCAGAAGAUGAUGAUCGGUCGCUGCAAUAGAGCUGGCAAGCCGAUCACAUGUGCCACUCAGAUGUUGGAGAGCAUGAUCAAGAAGCCCAGACCCACCCGUGCUGAGGGCAGUGACGUAGCCAACGCCGUGUUGGACGGCGCUGACUGUAUCAUGCUGAGCGGAGAGACUGCCAAGGGAGAUUACCCUCUGGAGGCAGUGCGCACACAGCACAUGAUUGCUCGUGAAGCCGAGGCAGCCAUGUUCCACCGGCAGGUGUUUGAGGACCUGCGUCGCUCCACGCCGCACUGCAAAGACCCAGCUGAGGCUAUUGCAAUCGGCGCUGUUGAAGCCUCCUUUAAGAGCUUAGCCUCUGCGAUCAUUGUGCUCACUGGCUCUGGAAGGUCCGCCCACCUGAUCUCCAGGUACAGGCCCCGUGCCCCCAUCCUCUCUGUGACCCGUAAUGCUCAGACAGCUCGCCAGGCCCACCUGUACCGCGGCAUCUUCCCUGUCCUCUACACCAAGCCCGCCCACGAUGUAUGGGCAGAGGAUGUCGACAUGCGUGUCAACUUUGCCAUGGAUAUGGGCAAGGCCAGAGGCUUCUUCAAAGAGGGAGACGUUGUCAUCAUCUUGACUGGCUGGCGUCCAGGCUCUGGUUACACCAACACCAUGCGUGUGGUUCCGGUGGCCUGAACAGUCAUCGGGGCUGCUUUCUCCUUCCACCUUCAUCUAUCUUUCAUAGCGCUCAACCCCACAGCCCUUCUCAUCCAACACACAGGCUCACAGACUCAACCCCUGAACAAUGUACUAUUUUAGGCUAUAAUGCAAAGAAAUUUAAAAAAUAACAUAUAGCCGUCAUGGCCUAAGAGCUGUUUUGGGUGGGUAGUGGAGGCUUGAUCCAUACAACUCCACUUUAUUUCUCCAUUCCUUUUCACAUCGAUUGUCUCAAUCAAACCAGUCUCCAGGGCCUCAGAUUAAUACACCCUAACCAGAAACUGCUGUAUUUAUUCACUCCAACACUUGUAUUAUUAAAAGUGAAUCAGUCUGAGUGUGAAUGCAUCCUGGCCUGUGUGCAUGCACAUACUGGCUCUUGAUUAGGUGGGGUUAGUGGCAGGGCAGGCUGAUCUUAACAGAGCACCUUGUACUGUGCCAGUUUACCAAUUCCUCUGCUGAUAGAACAAACAAACCUGUGGCAUCCAAAAUCAAAAGGGCUCCUCCUACAGUGCAGCCUAAGCACCACCACUCCACCCAAACAGAUCCUUCUGUUUUGCUGUCUGUACGAAGUGUCCUCUCUUAAUGCCAGCUUUCACUGUAUCUGUAAGUGUUGCACUCCUAAUCUGUUCCAGACAAUGUUACAUUCGAUAUUAUACUUGACUUUUGUGACUGGUAAAGUUUUGUUUAGGACCGGACAUCCAAUACUACUUAUAUUUUGUCUGACCAUAGAGAAAUGUUAGUUUUGGAUGUCCACUUCAGAGGUGUUUGAGCUAGUUACUGUAUUUGUGUUACUAGAUGUGUCAUUAAGCCUUUACAUUUAUUUACAUUUGGAUAUUAUCUAAGUUGGCACUUAUGAAUCAUUUACGGUUCACUACAGUUGACCAAUAUAAAUGAGCACUUUUAGUUUGUUUUCUUUCUACCUGAUGAGGGGAUGAAGCCCUGUCCCUCUCAGCCCAGUGGGCGAUGGGUAGAACCCCCCUGCUUGUCUUGAUACUUCUAUGUUGGUGACCCGCUGUAGCUGUCUUUGUGUCUAAAACAUGCUUUGAAUCGUAACGCUAGAGUGUAAGAACUAACUAAUGUUAAGGGGUAUUAUAAUGUUUUGCUGGUGUACUGAGCUGUCCUAAAAGACUGAAUUUCCAUCAAUAAAAGAGAUGAGCACCUAUCUUAA